CUAGUGUAAGUCGUCAAAAUGGCGUCUGUUUUUCAGCGAAUUUUCACUUGUCAAAAUUCUCUUAAUCUCGGAAAGAAAUUGCCUGGAUCAGUGCUUUCCUCAAGGCCAUUUAGCUUUCGAGUCCAUGGAAGAAACGAAAAUGCAAAACACAGUACUGGACAACAACUUUCAAGAGAUUACCCUGUAGUGGAUCAUGAGUAUGAUGCAGUGGUGGUUGGAGCUGGUGGUGCAGGUUUAAGAGCAGCAUUCGGUCUUGCAAAUAAGGGAUUCAAAACUGCUUGUAUCACUAAACUUUUCCCAACACGUUCUCAUACUGUGGCUGCUCAGGGAGGUGUAAAUGCAGCUCUGUCUAACAUGGAAUCAGAUAGAUGGGAAUAUCACUUUUAUGAUACCGUGAAAGGAUCUGAUUGGUUAGGCGAUCAAGAUGCCAUCCAAUACAUGUGUGAAGAAGCCCCAAAAGCUGUUACUGAGCUAGAGAACUUUGGCAUGCCCUUCAGUCGAUUGGAGAAUGGCAAGAUUUACCAGAGAGCAUUUGGUGGGCAGAGUUUGGAUUUUGGAAAGGGGGGACAAGCGCACAGAGCUUGCUGUGUGGCAGAUAGGACAGGACAUUCCAUGCUUCAUACACUCUAUGGGAGGUCACUGAAAUAUGAUGCUGACUACUUCAUCGAGUACUUCGCCCUGGAUCUCAUCAUGGAGAAUGGACAGUGUAAAGGUGUCCUGGCCCUCUCUCUCGAAGAUGGUAACAUUCAUCGUUUCAGAUGCAACAAUACUGUCCUAGCUACUGGUGGAUAUGGUAGAUGUUACUUCUCGUGCACUGGAGCUCACACCUGCACUGGCGAUGGGAAUGCCAUGGCAAACAGAGCUGGCAUCUACAACCAGGAUAUGGAGUUUAUCCAAUUUCAUCCCACUGGUAUUUAUGGAGCAGGAUGCUUGAUUACAGAAGGUUGCAGAGGUGAGGGUGGUUUCCUUGUGAACAGCAAGGGUGAACGAUUCAUGGAGAGAUAUGCUCCCAAUGCUAAGGAUCUGGCUUCCAGGGACGUUGUAUCCAGGUCUAUGACUAUUGAGAUCAGAGAAGGAAGAGGUGUAGGCAAGGACAAAGACCACAUCUACCUGCAACUUUUCCAUCUGCCCCCUGAGCAACUUCAUGCUCGUUUGCCUGGAAUUUCUGAAACUGCAAUGAUCUUUGCUGGGGUUGAUGUAACUCGUGAACCAGUCCCUGUCCUACCUACUGUUCACUACAACAUGGGUGGCGUCCCUACCAACUAUCUUGGACAAGUCGUCCAGUCUAAGAAUGGACAGGAUUAUAUUGUUCCUGGAUUGUUUGCAUGUGGUGAGGCAGCCAGUACAUCCGUUCACGGUGCUAACAGGUUGGGAGCCAACUCCUUAUUGGAUCUCGUUGUCUUUGGUCGUGCAUGUGCUAAUACUAUUGAGACACUCAAUAAGCCAGGAGAUCCUGCUCCACGUAUUGACCAGAAUGCUGGUGAGGCGACAGUUGCCAACCUGGAUGCCAUCAGACAUGCAAAGGGAACAAUAUCAACUGCAGAUCUCAGGCUGAAAAUGCAGAAGGUGAUGCAAGAGUAUGCAGCAGUUUUCCGUGAUGGGCCAACACUGAAGACUGGAUGUGAGAAGUUGUCUGCACUCUACAAGGAGCUACCUAAUCUCAAGACAACAGAUCGUGGAAUGAUCUGGAACUCUGAUCUGGUAGAAAGCCUGGAACUUCAGAAUCUCAUGAUCAACUCCAUGCUGUCUGCAUUCACUGCAGAGAAUCGUAAAGAGAGCAGAGGGGCACAUGCCAGAGAAGACUUCCCUACAAGAAUCGACGAGCUUGAUUAUUCAAAACCGCUGGAAGGUCAAAAGAAGAAAACAUUUGCUGAGCACUGGCGCAAGCACUCGCUUGCUCAUGUGGAUGUUGCUACUGGGAAGGUGUCGAUUGAUUAUCGUGCUGUCAAUGAUAAAGUCCUCGACAGCAGCAAAGUUCAGACCAUACCGCCGAAAAUCCGUUCCUACUAAACAAUCAUUCAAUUAAUUAAUUGAUUGUUAAUUGAUCAAUCAAGUAAUUAAUUCAUAUAAGUAGGUUGGUUUUCUUCAGUUAGGAUACUGGUAAACUAAUUAUAAAUUUAUACAUACAAAGAUAUAGGUAGAUACAAUAUUAUACGAGGAGAAGGAAAAUAUUAAUAACAGCUACGGAUCAUUUGUUGUGCGUGUUGUUUUAUAAUUUUAAAUUUUUUUCUCUUCAGUUCUGUUGAAGGUUUUCCAUGAUACUUUAUUAUUUUGUUUUUCUAUUUAAGUUAUUAAACUAAAAAUGGCUUAUGAGUAUCACUGAAUACUUAUUCUAGCUAGCUACGAAACAUUUAGAUAAGAUAACAAAACUACAUUUUUGUAACGUAAAUUAAUUGAUUAAAUGCUAAAAUAUUUUUAGGGUUUGUUUUUAAUUGAUUAAUUACAUCAAGAGAUGUGUCAAUGAAGAUGAUAGAGUUAAUCUUUUUUGUUAAAUGUGGUUACGAUGUUUAAUGAGUAAUUUGAAGAUUUUUUACCUUAUUGUUUCAUUAUUUUGCUUCAAUUUUAUAAUAUAUUUGUUUGUUUAGGUGAAAAUUUGUUCAUUAGUGUAAUCUCGAUGAUAAAAUAAUUUUUUGAAGCUUGUUCUGUUUACAUUUGUUACUUUCAUUUACUGUUUCUUUGUCACUAAGUACAAUUAUAAAUAAAUAAUUCAUAGUUGUAUUAUUAUUAUUGUGCUAGUUUUUUUUAUUAUAUGUGAUAAAUAAUUUCGUUUUUUCGUGUUUUUAUUAAAAUUUUCAACUUAAUCUGCAAUAAUAUCCUAUCCAUUGCUA
Molecule: messenger RNA, 2828 nt
Organism: Helobdella robusta
Lineage: Eukaryota; Metazoa; Annelida; Clitellata; Rhynchobdellida; Glossiphoniidae
Exons: 14
Coding region: 19-2010 (663 amino acids)
Biological process (GO): mitochondrial electron transport, succinate to ubiquinone; tricarboxylic acid cycle
Molecular function (GO): flavin adenine dinucleotide binding; electron transfer activity; succinate dehydrogenase (quinone) activity
Source: RefSeq, a predicted model, not a curated record